AAAUGGCCGUUGACGUUCCGAGUGGGUUUCGUUUUCCUGCUGAAUGGGAACGUCAUAAGCAAACUUGGAUAGGUUGGCCAGAAAGGUUAGAUAACUGGCGUGACAAUGCGGUCCCUGCACAAAAUACUUUUGAAGAGGUCAUUCGUACUAUUGCAGAGUUUGAACCAGUAACUGUUAUUGUUUCUGCUAAUAGCUGGACACAAGUUCGAGAACGUUUCAAAGAUAACCAUAAUGUAAGAGUGAUCGAAAUGUCAACCGAUGACUGUUGGUUGCGAGAUACUGGCCCAAUUUUCAUAGUCUCUCGAACAGGAGAGUCCUCGUGUCAAUUAUGUGGCGUUGACUUUGUAUUCAACGCUUGGGGUGGAGUUAAAGAAGGAUGUUAUGUGAAUUGGGAUAAAGACGCUAUGAUUGCUUGGAAAAUAUUGGAAUUGGAACGUUUUAAAAGAUAUGUGUCCAACUUGGUUUUGGAAGGUGGUGCAGUGUCUACCGAUGGCCAAGGUACACUUUUAGCUACAGAAGAGUGUGUGCUCCAUUCCAAUCGAAAUCCAAAUUGGAGUCGAGACAUGAUAGAGAAGGAAUUGAAAUUGUAUUUAGGAGUUGAAAAGAUUAUUUGGCUUCCACUUGGAGUUUAUGGAGACCACGACACAAACGGCCACGUGGAUAACUUGUGUGUCUUUGUAGGUCCUGGUAAGGUGGUGAUACAUUGGACUGAGGAUAAGGAAGAUCCACAAUAUGAAAGAUCACUUCGAGCCUUUCAGAUCCUCGAAACUAGUCGAGAUGCAAAGGGAAGAAGUCUAUCUAUCCACAAGUUGCCUGUACCAGGACCUUUCUAUCGAACAGAAUUAGAAGCUUCUGGAGUUAUUUCCACAUCACAGGCAGUUGAUCGAAAAGUAAAUGAGCGUUUGGUGGCUUCUUAUGUUAAUUUUUAUUUUGCAAAUAAUGUUUUAAUUAUGCCAUCUUUUGGAGAACCGUGGGAUUCCGAGGCAAGAAAGAUUUUCCAGUCCAUUGUACCAGAGAGACAAAUUCGACAAGUCGCAGCGCGAGAGAUCAUCUUAGGAGGAGGAGGAAUACAUUGCGUAACUCAACAGCAACCAGAAGAUGCUUAAAAGUUUCAUAGUCAAUCUUAAUUUACUCCUCACUUUGCCAAAAGUUUAGUUGCGUAUCAUUUCUGGGUUGAAACUCUUCUCUAGUCUGUAAAGCACGAAACUGCUGUAUUUGUGCCUUGAGAGUUGUGAGUUCUUGCUCCAACUGUUGUAGUUUAUCAGAAUUGAGCUCCUUUGCAUAUUUCUCCCUUUCCUGCAAUCUGGACUGCUUUUUAAAGUUUAACUCUUGUUCAUUUCUCUUGGGUCUAUGGGGAUUUUGUGAAGUUAGUUCACUUAAGCUAUGAAGUUUCAAACCCUGUCCAUCUUCUUGACAAGAGAAGCUUAUAACGUAAAAAUUUCUUCUUCUUAUAGUGUAUUCUUUGUUCGAAAGUGCUCUAAAGUAAAUGUUUCGUAAAGUUUGCACAACUUUCGAUAAAUAUUUGUUGGUAAAAGGGAAAAACUGAACGAAUAGAAUUCAAGUCUAUGGAGUUUUGUACAAUCCAAAUAGAUACUACAGCUGUUGCCAAUGUAUAACUGCAACGAAAAAGAAAGUAUACACACGUCGUAUUGUUGUUACGGCUAAUCAUCAUUUUUUGCAAUUCAAAUUUUGAAAAAGCGGGCCCAUUCAUAAAUUGUACAAGAGUCGAAAACGCUGUUCCUUACUACUGUUACUGAGAUUACCACCACGAUUGUGAAACAUAUUAUAAAUAUCUAAUGCCAGAA
Galdieria sulphuraria is the source of this 1805-nucleotide messenger RNA. Its product is annotated as agmatine deiminase. Bases 3 to 1106 code for a protein of 367 amino acids. The transcript is spliced from 2 exons. Gene Ontology annotation, molecular function: protein-arginine deiminase activity; agmatine deiminase activity. The record is from RefSeq and is a predicted model, not a curated record. Gene Ontology annotation, biological process: putrescine biosynthetic process. NCBI's taxonomy places the organism in Eukaryota, Rhodophyta, Bangiophyceae, Galdieriales, Galdieriaceae.